CUUUUCGAGGGUGCUUGGGGAUCGACAUGCAUAAGCGCAAGCCAGAUGCUUGACAUUUCAUGUCUCGUAUAUAACUAUAACUUAAUGUGGUACGAGUUAAUUGUAUAUGAGACAUCUUAUCUGGAUCAAUAAGGCCGGGAUUAUAAUAUCCAUCUUGUAACUAUUCAUUCACAAUCUAAUAAGUUACAAGAACAAGCUAGCAAUGGCUGAUAAAUUCGGGGUCAUCCCGCGCAAACCCCAUGCCACUUACUAUCUGCCACUACAUAGUGGUAUCUCUUAUCGCAGAGAUCAAUCUCUGAACCUUUGCUCCACCGUCAUGGCAAGAACCAUAGGAUUGACUUUAUUCCUUGGUGGUCUGGUACCCGGGACAAUGAAUUGCCUCUACAGCAGAAGAAACCGUAGAGUAUACGUACCAGGCAUUUUCCAGUUAAUCCGAAGCCCACCGGCAAUUAGCGAUCGCGAGGAAUAAUGAAUAGUAAUCUCCAGGUGGGGAAAUUCCCGA
This is a messenger RNA of Aspergillus neoniger CBS 115656, 502 nucleotides long. RefSeq lists its product as uncharacterized. Lineage: Eukaryota; Fungi; Ascomycota; Eurotiomycetes; Eurotiales; Aspergillaceae. Bases 203 to 469 code for a protein of 88 amino acids. The record is from RefSeq and is a predicted model, not a curated record. The transcript has a single exon.